AUGGAGCAUGUUUCAACACUCUGUGCUGCCGGCACAGUUGGCAUCGCAGCCACAGGGUUCGCUUUGGGACGACCUUCGCCGACAAAACAACGCCCGUUAACCGCCAGAAGAAGACAAUCUUUAAUCGCCAGGAGCUACCACUCGCCUUCAAAUAGCGUUUUUGAGUCCCGUCCUGCAAUCGUCGCCCACGGUGUAUCGUCCAGUCCUUCGCAACAGCAGCCAUUUUCACAGAAUCAGACUGGCCACCUGUCUUUGGACGAAUGCGUACACCCACAGUCGAACAAUUUGACGCACCAACCGAGUGAUAGAACUGGCCUACGCCCCCGUCGUCGGACAUAUGUAGGCCCAGGAAUCAACAUCACCGAGGGAAAAGGCACAGAUGAAGUACUUCCGUCGCCCACUACUACCGGAAGGCCGUCAUCAUCUUGGAUAAGGCGUCUUUCGACAAUCACGUCUUCAUUGAACGGAAGCUCGGUUUCCGGCUCGCGACCGCAGUCCCCGUCGGUAAACAGUUCCACCACGCCCUUUUUCCCAUCGCAAUUUCCUGUUCCUUCGCCCAACAAACUUGUGAAACGCUCAAUGUCCUCACAUGGGCUACAACCGCACUCGCCUCAUAAUCCUGCACCUGCGUCUUUACAUCUUCUACGCCGCCCGGCAACUAGUCACCAACGAUCGGCACAUAUGCGCCACCGUUCAUCCACCGAUAGUCGAGUAGGGCUAAUACCCCCCCAGACACUUCCCGAUUGCCCUGUUCAAGGUGAGAACAGUACUCCCAACCUACAUCACAAUGGAUCAUGGCGACCGUACUUUAGCAAGUCUCGUCAUACAAAUCUUUUAGACAGCCACAGCAAGCGACGAGCUACGGCUUCCAAACAUCGAACCCGUUCCCCACAUCGGCAUAUAGUACAGUCCAAUGUUCCUCCUACUUUGUUACUUGCUUCCGCCAUCACUCCGGAACGAAAGCCCAACCCUACACCCAAUCUAGACCAGCGAAAGAUUCACAAAAGCCAUUAUUCUUGGGAUCCGGUGGGACCGGGGGCCAGCCCAUCUGCAAACCAGUCUACCAGCGAAAUCGAGCCAUUAAAAACCUUUCCUUCCAUGCAGGAAACUAGCCAUGAGGAGUUUGCGUCCCCGUGGACGAUGCCAAGGAAUAUGGCCCCUCGAUCUUCCUUCACACAAACCAAUGUCUACUUGGAGAUUUCGCCAGUGGACAUGUCCGAAAGAUCCAAAACUGAAAAGCUUAACGGAAGUUCUAUGCGCAUGCGCCGGAGAGGAAACAUCACCGAUCCAGAUAUUUUUCGGCGCCCGAGUACUUCGUCCCAUGCAGAGUUGUCCGCUAGCCGUUUCAAUCGAGUUGGCGCCACUACCGAGGAGUUUAUUCCAAAGGCGCGUUUGCGGCAUCUCCCACAUUUUACAAACCUCCGAUGCGAAGCCCUCAAUUUGGCGGCCGCUGCUCCCAAUUCCCCGGGGUUUGAUAGCAAGCCAUCAUCCAAGGGAUCUUCUACUCCUAGUUCGCCGACUUCUACAGGGCAUCCAGCGGAAAAUCGUUCAAAUCAGCGGCACUCGUCUGCGGCAUCGGAUCCUGCAUCAACUUUAGUUGGGUCUGAUAACGAUAUCAAAGUGUUCAGCUCUGGGGAAGAAGAUGACACUGACUUUCAGAGUGACAUUGCCUUCGAUUCAUUUCCGACUCGUGCAGCGAGUAGCAGCAAGUCAAGCCGGCGUGGCCCGCGUAUUGAAACUAUUUUCGAUCAACCUAGCUCAACUUCAACCAUGACCACAAAAUUUGUUUCUCUAGCUAACGAAAAUUGCUCUUCCAAGGCUGACACCACAACCAAUCACUCGACGGGCGUUAGUCAAACUCUCAAAACGUACUCUGGCAGCAAUUCCGCAUUGCAGUAUGCGGAAAAGCACUCACUAUCGGCUCAAACAGGGCUCCUGGACAAGCCUUGCGAUUACGAUACAGGUCUGUUUUUACACUCGCAGCGUUUGCGGCGGACUACAAAACUUCCAAAUAACGACACAUCGCAAAGCGAUGAUAGCCCAUUAGACCAUCAACACACGGUUUAUCCGGAGCCGCUAUCCGCAAAUCUUAGGGUCACUUCAAAUAUAUCUAGAAUCUCUACGCAUCGUCCGCAUUCAUCGAUAACUUUGAACGAGAAUUCCGAAAAGAGUUCGCGAUUGUGUCUUUAUGAUUGGUCCGAGCAACAAAAGGUUAAGAAGGACGAUCAAGGUUCCGGAACCAGGCCACGGACUUCUCAUAUAGAACAAUUUCUUGAUCUGCGCGGCGGCAGGACUGCUAUCCGACGUACAUCUAGUUCUCUUCAUCUUCGAAGCCAAAGUGUACCCCUCUCCCAGCACCCAGUUACUCCGACGGAGCCAAAUGGCGCUAAGAAGUUCGCAACUUGGGGUUUAGGGAAUAAGGGUGCCAGCGAAGACUGGGAUGGCGACUUCGAUUUUGGGGACAAUGACCGGCUGUGCCAAACAAACCCUUUGCAGGAAAGGCAAGAUAACCUCCAGGAGAGCAGAACAGUCAAGGUUCCUAAAGCCAUCAUGGAACGGCAGGAGAGCGUUUACGGUCAAUUCAGCCACGUCCAAGAGUUGACCGUUUUGGUUGAGGAGCUUAAACUGCUUCGGGCUCGCGCCAGGGCGAUGCAUAUCACUGAAGGCCCUUCAAGCCAAUUGUGGAAAGAAGCUCAUGGCAUCAUCAGCCUGGCUACUUUUGAGGAAGGCGAAGACUAUGAACAUGAGCUAAGGAUAAAACGCUCGACUUCAUCACUCACAUUCAGCCUUGAGGACUUUGAAGCCGAACUAGAAUCCACUAAGCCAAUGGGGUUGUUUGACUCUGUAGCAGUUGCUGAUGACCAGAUUGAUUUUCCUGGAACCGAAUACCCUUCCCGCAAUGAAAGGCAGAGCCACCGUCCACGAACAGAUUCGUCUACAAAAGCAAAAUAUGUUCUCGAUACAAUUCACCGUGAAAGGAAGCUGCGUGACAAUGGUUAUGCCAGAACGGGUGCUGAUGGAAAUCAGAAACUGGCCUUUGACACUCAAUCCCUUCGAGACCUUGUUAUACGUGCAGGCGUUGUUACGAGAGCAUUGAAAGACGUCGUUCGAAAAGCAGAAGGAGUCUGUGAGCUCUCUGAGAUCGAUACACCAGUCCCGGAUCCUCCAUUCAGCAAGAUUUUCAACCAACCGCAAGGCGAUUUGUCCACCUUGAGCAUCCAUGCUUGA
Uncinocarpus reesii 1704 is the source of this 3228-nucleotide messenger RNA. RefSeq lists its product as uncharacterized. Gene Ontology annotation, biological process: regulation of mitotic cytokinesis. NCBI's taxonomy places the organism in Eukaryota, Fungi, Ascomycota, Eurotiomycetes, Onygenales, Onygenaceae. The coding region runs from base 1 to 3228 and encodes 1075 amino acids. The transcript is spliced from 2 exons. Gene Ontology annotation, molecular function: GTPase activator activity. The record is from RefSeq and is a predicted model, not a curated record.